This is a messenger RNA of Girardinichthys multiradiatus, 3096 nucleotides long. RefSeq names its product terminal nucleotidyltransferase 5A-like. NCBI's taxonomy places the organism in Eukaryota, Metazoa, Chordata, Actinopteri, Cyprinodontiformes, Goodeidae. Gene Ontology annotation, biological process: mRNA stabilization. Gene Ontology annotation, molecular function: poly(A) RNA polymerase activity; RNA binding. The transcript is spliced from 2 exons. The record is from RefSeq and is a predicted model, not a curated record. Bases 586 to 1827 code for a protein of 413 amino acids.
AUUAGUAGGUGUGAGCUGCCAAUCAGUGCGGCCCGCCCCAGUGAUACGCAGACGGGAAGCUCUCGGUGUAUUGCAGCCAUAUGCAUCGGGACCUCUGUGGCAUCACGCAUGACCACCAAACGACAAAAAAUGCCAAAAUGUAAAGGAUAGCCUUGCACCACUUACUAAAAGUAGGUGUGCUUUGGAAGCCUUAAAAACUGACCGUAAAGUUGUAGCUGCGCAGCACUGACGUUAAUCUGUGCGUAAAAGUGAGAAGCUGAGGACAGAAGUAAAAGUUCGGAAGGGGAUUUUUUCGGUAUGAUGGAUGCGAAAGGCUGACAAGGAAAGAAGAAAUAACUAAAAUUAUUAUUUACUCUAGUGCGGAGCGUUAAGGCUGCUAAAGGGAACUCUCUCCUUGAAUAUGUCUGGUGUAUAGACUUAACGUGAAAAGUAGGACAUCGCCACCCUGCAACUUUCUGCCAUGUGUCUAUUAUGAUCGACCUCAGCACCUAAGCUCACUGAUGUCACAGCUCCAGCGGAGACUAGAGGUACCUUUUACCGCUCACAUCCUACAGUCUACCUCUCAUCAUUAUUAUCAUCGUCGGCAUGGACGAAAGUGUUGAGUGCGCGGCUGGCAACAGCUGUCCGGACUCGGAGAGCGUCAGCCUCAGUGUGCUCAACUGGGAGCAAGUGCAGCGACUGGACACUAUCCUAACGGGCUCCAUACCCAUCCACGGCCGGUGGAGCUUCCCCACGCUAGAGGUGAAGCCCCGUGACAUCGUCAAUGUGGUCCGCAGCCGUAUGGAGGACAAGCGGAUACACGUCCGGGAGGUGCGCCUGAACGGAUCCGCGGCCAGCUACGUCUUGCAUGAGGAUAGCGGUCUGGGAUGGAAAGAUCUGGACUUAAUAUUCUGCGCGGACCUAAAGGGAGAGUUCGAGUUUCAGUUAGUAAAAGAGUUGGUGUUGGACUCUCUUCUAGACUUCCUGCCUGAAGGGGUAAAUAAAGAGAAGAUCACGCCUCUGACCUUAAAGGAAGCUUAUGUGCAGAAGAUGGUGAAGGUUUGCAAUGACUCAGACCGCUGGAGUCUUAUCUCACUCUCCAACAACCACGGCAAAAAUGUGGAGCUGAAGUUUGUGGACUCUCUUCGCCGGCAGUUUGAGUUCAGCGUGGACUCUUUCCAGAUCCGUCUGGACUCCCUCCUCCUCUUCUAUGAGUGCUCCGAACAUCCCAUGGCUGCCACCUUCCACCCGACGAUUAUCGGCGAGAGCGUCUACGGAGAUUUCCCCACUGCCCUUGAUCACCUGCGCAAGCGGCUCAUCUGCACCCGGAGCCCCGAGGAGAUCCGCGGCGGCGGCCUGCUCAAGUACUGCCACCUGCUGGUGCGAGGUUUCCGCGCGGCGUCGGACACCCAAAUGAAACUGCUGCAGCGGUACAUGUGCUCGCGCUUCUUCAUAGAUUUCCCUGAAGUGGGCGAGCAGCGGAGAAAGCUGGAGUCCUACCUGCAAAACCACUUUGUAGACCUGGAGGAGAGGAAGUACGACUAUUUGGCCACGCUGUACGACGUGGUGCAGGAGAGCACGGUGUGCUUGAUGGGACACGAGAGGCGUCAGACGCUCAGUCUCAUCUCGUCGCUGGCUCUUCGAGUCCUGGCCAAGCAGAACGCCAUCCUCAACGCUGCCAAUGUCACCUGCUUCUACCAGCCAGCUCCUUACGUGUCAGAUGGCAACUUCAGCAACUAUUACGUAGCACAGGUUCAGCCUGUCUACUCUUGCCCACUUUCACCUCCUCAGCAGUACUUUGCUCCUUUGCAACAUUCCUGGUAUGCCACCUGGAUGCCCUGUAACUAAACUUUCUGUUUGCCCAUGUACUUUUGUGAAACUCGUGUCUGCAUGUAAAGAAUGAAUCUUUUUGUCUUUUGUGUGAACUGGGAAGUUGAGGAAAUUGGGAAAUGAAAGAAUAAUGAGAAGGAGUUUGGGUCAAGGAGUUGAGCCUGAAUUUGUUUCCUGGGUUAACGUGCAUGGAGGGAACACAUCAAACUGAUUGGUUUGUGGGUUAGAUAGAUCAAAUGUCUGCUGAGCCACAAAUCUAUUCAAGAUAAAAAUCAUUUUCUUCAUUUUCUACAACUUUCAAAAUGGUACAAACAUAUUUGAAUGCUACAAACCAGACCUUUCACAUUACAGAAACAAAAAGUACCAGAGAACCCUGUUGAGGAUAUUCAUUCACAUGGUUUCUUCUGCUCUGUGCAUGUUUUAGUGUGUAUGUGAGUGUGUCUGUUUGUGUGUGUGAGUCUCUCUACAGUCAAUGCAAAAAAGAGGAACUGGGUACUGUUUACAAAUCCAAAGAUCUGCAUUAAUACUCAAGUUUUUUGAAUCUCCAAACAGUAAAAAAAAAUGAAGAAACAACACAACAAUGCAUAUUAUACUUCUGUACAUGAAUAAUGUUAAAGUGCCUAGACCAAGCCUAAAAGGAAAAUUUGUUUUUGUGAUUCACUUUCAUAGAAAAGUAUUGUAUUUUUAACAUGAUACUGAAUGUAUUUAUGGAACUAAAAAAAUGUCCAAUGCUGAGUAAGGUCUCUUACACUGAGGGAACUUGUAGAGCAACCCCUGCUAUUAAACAGUGAGAAGUUAAAGAAUGCACUUAUCAGCACUUCUGCAGUGCAGUUGCAUUGUGAUUACCAAAGAGGAAGUAACAUCAUAAUCUCAUUUUCUGUAGAAGUCGUUUGGGGAGAUGGGAGGCAGGGGGGUUGGAUCAAAAUCUUAGUAAAAUAGAUUUCAGUUAACAGAUAUCCAGAAGAAAGGCUUAGAUGCAAAAGGACAUAUAUGAGAGAAUCUAAUAAGCAUUUAAAUCCCAAAAUAAAGGGGAUCAAUGCAUGCAAACAAAACGGGCUGAUCUAAUGGCUGUCUAGGGGCCAAGAAAUGUUACAAGAAGGAAUACAUGCCCAUUUCAUAACAGUUCAUCAUUGCACUUCUCUUAUUGUUACUCUAAUAAUGCAUUUAGAUAAAUAAGCCACCAUGUGGGGUUUUUUUUUUCCAAGAAAAAUGCAAAUAAAAAUGAAUGUUUACAUGUGAUAAUGUACACCUGAAUGACAAAAUGUAAAAUAAAAAGCGAUCAAGGAA